UCAGUUUAGAUUGAUACUCACUUCGCGUAGGACGCAUGGUCGCUUCGAGUCUCCGGUAUCGGUUGGUUUUGUAUUCAACAAGAACAUCAGUUCCGAAUCCCCGAGUAGGAGCGUGAAUGGUACCGAUGAAGAUCCCUCUGUGCACGGAGUGACUCCGAUCGGUCAGUGUGAAAGCUACUUUCGGAUCGAGUGGAUGCUGAGAGUUUUAGCUCCUGUUUAAGAUACAGUAGUUUGCUUCGAGUUCGAUUCCGGACGAUAUAUGACUGCGCGAUCUUAGGAAUGUGCUAAGUGCUUGAACUAUCAAUCAUUCCGUCCGACAUCAAGUGCAAGGAUUAGAGGCGCGUAGACUUGGAACAUAAUCGGGGAGUGCGAUAGAAGCUACUUUAUGGUUGUGAUUAGAGUCUGUGUGAUGGUGAAUUUUGCUGGCGAGGGCUAUUGAAAGCCAAGUUGAAUCGAAUCGUUUCCAUUAAAAAAACGAAGAUUUGCUGAAAAGCUUUGGACAAUUCAACCUCCUCAAACCGAGUGCAUUCCUUGCAAGUGCGGUUAGGUGGGCGCUAGUGCUAAUUGAUUGAACAAAAUGAUGAAGCCAUCAAUGGUCAGCGAGUGACAGUCGAUUGCCCCUAGCAGUUGAACUCCGCAGAGAAAGAGAGCAGAGACCCGCGUGAGGCUGAUGCAUGCACUUUAGCGUUGGCGAGAAGAUGUGUGAAUAAAAGAAAAAAAAUACUUCAAAUCACAAUUCCUUUGGAACGGCUCUGUGUGGUGCAGUUGCAGCUUUGUGGAACGCAUCUUCUGUCGAAGAGUGAAAUCGCUGCCGGCUUAAGUAGAUAGUGGCAGUGCUAAUCAUAGUAAUACAAUAUUGCGGCUAGCGGUUUGCUAAUCGCCGGGUGUUUGGGGCCUGUGCUGAAAGUGAUAAUAAGUGCACUGUUCCCGAACCGGUUCUUGGCUGGCGAGAGAGUAAACAAAUUUUACACAACAACGCGUACUAGUGUAGUCUGCUCCUCUCGAUAGGGCAAUAAAUCAAACCGAAACUGUCAGCAGGAAUUAGAUUUCGAGCCGCCUUGAAUAGGAACAGCCUGGUGUCGGUCUCGACUGAAGAAUCAUUGAAAAGCCGCUCUUUAAAGUGGUUUGUAGGUUGCCGUGAAAUAGGACACAAUCUUGAUAGAUUUCCAGAGCGUGGUAGAGGAGGGCAAAGAUGAAGUUUGCGGUGGCCUGCCUGAUAAUGCUGGUGCUACGCGGCUCGCUGGCAAUUCCGCCCAAGUCGGAACCAACGAUCUCGGAAUGUACCGCAAAAGGUGGCGAAUGUGACGAGAGUAAGGGGCGCCCGGUUUGCGGUACCGACAAUCAAACCUAUCCGACGAGGUGCCACCUAAUUCGGGCGCAAUGCAGUGGUCAUCAGGUCAGCCUGAAGCAUCGUGGUACUUGCAAAGACGUAUGCCUCGCGUCACGAACGUACGCCCUUCAGCAUCGGUCCAGUACGGCGUACGGGGUCAAAUUCGUGCCACGGUGUCGGGAGGAUGGGACCUACGCACCGGUCCAGUGUCUCGAGAGUGUCGGUUGCUGGUGUGUCAAUAGCCAAGGCAAACCACUACCGAACACGACGGUCCAGCACGGUAAACCAGUUUGCGUGAAAAAGGGCAAAUCGAACCAGCGCCGGUCCUCGCCGCGAAAUCCGGUUAGAAACAAACGCAGUUGUUCCCGCAUGGAUCGGGCUGUGUUCAACCGUAAUCUACAGAAGCUGUUUGAGAACGAACACAUUAGGGUGCAGCAAAGCGUAAGAGGUGCCACCGGAUUACUGGGUGUAUCUGGUUCCGUUAGCGAGAAAACCGUGCUGGAGUGGAAGUUUGCCUCGAUGGACGGAAACAAAAAUGGAAUGCUGGACAAGACCGAGUACCGGGAGCUGAAGCGACUGAUCAAGAAGGUUGUCAAACCGAAACGAUGCGGUCGUUCCUUCGGCAAAAGCUGUGACGCUGAUCAGGAUGAACGGCUGUCUCGAUUGGAGUGGUCCAACUGCUUCUCGAAAGAUAACCUAACACCCGAGAUGGAACACUAUCCGUCACCAUCAUCAUCAUCAUCAUCUUCUACUUCCGGUGGUACUUCUGGUGGACUGUACGCCACUGCUGCCCAUCACCAUCAUCAGCACCACUCGGGUGUCGGGAUCGUCGGCGGUGGCGGUGGUGGCACCUUAAUCGGUGUCGGUGGCUCCUCACAUUCUUCCUCUAGCUCUAGCACCCAUCACCAUAGCUUCCUCCGGUACGAUGAGUCACAACAGAAUGGCUCCAGCCAAGAUUACAAUGAUUUUGACGAUGAAGAUGAUUACUCAGAAAAUGAUGACGAUUCGGACGAACUGCCCGAUAGUGAUAACACGCUACUAAACGGACUGCACUUUAGCAUUGCCGGCAAGCGGCUGCAGCCCAACCUGUUGCUGCAGGGGAAAACGACAUUGGAGCUAAAGGGUGAGCAGGAUCCCAUCUUCAAGGACAGUGAAGCCGAAUCGGACUGUUUGAGCGAUCGAGCAGCUGCUCUGGAAGAACAGAGGGGCGGAGCUACUGCUUUGUAUGUUCCCGAGUGCACCGCUGAUGGACGAUAUCAGCGGGUACAGUGCUAUCGAUCCACUGGAUACUGUUGGUGCGUUCAUGAGGACACAGGGAAAAACAUUCCCGGAACAUCAACAAAGGAUACGCGACCACAGUGCGACGUCUAUCCGGGAGUGGGUGGACGACAAAUGCGGGGUUGUCCGGACGACAAGAAGCUGGAAUUUUUGAAGGAUCUGAAGGACUUCUUGAAGCAGCAGAUUGCUAGCAGCUCGGUUACGGCAGCGGACAACACAAAAUGGGGCACGGAGGAUGAGAAGAUAGCCACGCUCAGUUUCGUUUUGCUGGAUAAAAACAAAAAUAAAGUGUGGGAAAGAAAGGAAUGGAAGACAUUUCGGGAACUGGUUACGGCUGCGAGACAACUACGCAAGUGCGGUAAAAAAAUGCCACGCUAUUGCGACGUCAACAACGAUCGAAAGAUCACCCUGUCCGAAUGGCUCAACUGCCUGCAGACUCAGCGGACGCCAUAUGUAAUGGCCAGUAGUAUGUCGAAGGUGUCUUCCACCGCAUCGUCCUCGUCCAGUCAUGGUGGCGGUGGAGGUGGCGGCGGUAGUAUUUUGUCCGAUGGGUGGAAAGCUCCCCUUUCCGCCUCAUCGACGUCCAAAUUUCGAGGUCCUAAUCCGUUGGAAUCGGUUCUGAAAAGUGAUUGAACUCAAGUCACUCAAGCUCCUCGAGCAAUUAACGAAUGAGACUUAAACUCUGUCGAGAGCAACGCUGCGAAAGAGGCGCUGUCCAGGUGGGAUGCGCCUCCUGCUUUUAAUCCGAAAUCGAAACAUACUCACCACGAUAGAGAGAGAGAGAGAGAGGGAGGGCGAAAAAGCAAGCUUUUCAGACGAUUUAUCUCUUUACUAUAGGAGAUGUAGUGCCAUGUUUUACAGCAAUAGGAGCUCACGAAGGAUGAGUGUGAGUGCAGAACAAUUGAAAAGAAAAAUCGAACGAAUCGUGUAAUACUACUACCGGUGUACCAGUGAUAUUUUCGCACUUUAUAUCGCAAAAUCUUAAAACGAGAAUUGCAUAUAUUUAUUUUUAUGCUUACAGAAGUUAAAUUGAACAGGUGGUUAUGGGCGAGGACAAAGUAAUUCGGAUUGUUUUAAUAGUAUUUAAUGUUAAUGUGCGCGAAGUGUUGCAAAAGGGAUUUUAAAACAAAAGAAGUUAAAUUGUUUCACACAAAAUCAGUAUUAAAAGUUUGUCCAUGUUUAGUUUUUUGUUGGUUCACAACAAAGGUCCAAUCCGAGCGGAAAAUUUCGACAAUCUACUUGUUAUACAGGCAGAAGCAAUGAAAGGUACGAUUAGUUAGAGUGCUGUAAUGAACUAAAAGUGCGUGUGAUAUAUGUUAUUUAAUUUACAAUGUACGUUAUAUUUUAAACUACAAUAUUGUAUGAGCGAAUCCCAGUUGGUCGUUGAGAAUCGGCAUCCUCUAUAUUCGGUUUGCUGUACAGAAAUUUACUAGGUUUAUGAAUUCAGCUACGAUACUAUAAUACUAGUUAGAGAGUAAUAAAACAAACACCCGCAGUCUGCUUACUAUUUAUAUGAUGACUACAACCGCAAACGAGUAAUAAGCCAUGUAAACCAGUUCCUUCACUUCGUUGGUAGCGUUGUGAGAGAAGCAUUUUUAACGGUAGGCCCGUGUUACAUUUAGGCAUACUAAUAAAAUAUUUUAAAUUUGAAUAACAGAGAUAA
Messenger RNA from Topomyia yanbarensis, 4271 nucleotides. It is a transcript of the gene magu, whose product is annotated as SPARC-related modular calcium-binding protein 2. Gene Ontology annotation, molecular function: protein binding; calcium ion binding. The record is from RefSeq and is a predicted model, not a curated record. The coding region runs from base 1193 to 3241 and encodes 682 amino acids. NCBI's taxonomy places the organism in Eukaryota, Metazoa, Arthropoda, Insecta, Diptera, Culicidae. The transcript is spliced from 12 exons.